CACGCAUUUCCAUGUUCCAACCCAUCAGCCGACAUCUUCGGUUCGAAGCCCCUGUCUAGCACGGCUGCGAAAACUCCACCUCAACACCCCUCCUCGUUUCUCACAUCCCUUCGACUUGCGGCAGUUAGCCUCGGAGCCGCAGUGCCCUAAACCCUUUCUCGUACCACCCGCCUCCACAAUAACGCUGACUAGCUCUCCGUGCUGUACCAAAAAAAUGGGCCCAGUUCGGCUGUCGGCGCUCCAUGCGUCUGUAUUCCUUCUUCUCGCCUCGGCUGUUCUGGUCGGUGCAGAAGACUAUCUCGGGUUGCCCACAUCCAAGUACGAGCACGAAUGGGCCAAGUAUCGGCAACCUGACGGGCUCCUAUCGCUCGACUACCUGAAGGAAGGCGGCGAUGGCGACAAGAUCAGAGGACGGAAGGCCAUGGAGAACCUCUUCGAAGUCGUCUUCUGCUCCGCGCUCCCGUCGAAGCAAGUGCUCCCGAACAACCUCUUCCAAAACCCGGAAUUCACGGAAGGCAUCGACCCGUGGCAGGGCUUCGGCUGGUCGUCCGUGUACGCGGUAAAAGACGCCCGGCUAAACUACGGCGUGUGCACGAACCGAUCCGAAGCCUACGCCGGCCCGAUGCAAUCCGUUUCUAACCUGCCGGCCGCGUCUUACGAGAUGAUCGUCUGGGUCCGGCUGAACGCCGGCGACCGGCAGUACGUGAACGCGAACGUCAACAUUAACGGCCAGUACGUCUGCAUCGGCGGCGCGAUCGCCAAAUCCAACUGCUGGACGAAGCUCAUGGGUGGAUUUACCCUACAUAGUCCACUAGACAAGGCUAGUAUCUACAUCCAAGGGGCGACUCCCGGCACUGAGAUAUGGAUCGCGCAGGCGUCGCUGCAUAAGGUGGAUAAGGACGAUUGGCUCGCGCAGCAGAAGGCGAGCAUUGAAAAGCAUCGCAUGCGCGACGUCGCGUUGACGGUGAAUGGAAAUAACGGACAGCCUGUGGACGUGGUGAUCAACCAGAUUCAGUCGGAUUUUCCGUUUGGCGGAAACGUUAACGGCGCGAUCCUUUACGACCAGAACUACCAGAAGUGGUUCAAGGCUCGCUUCAACUGGGCCGUGUUCAAUAACGAGGGCAAGUGGUACUUUAACGAGGGAGUCAAGGGUGUAGAGAAUUACACUGUAACGGACGCGAUGACAAACUGGUUUCGCGAACGAAACAUCAACGUUCGCGCGCACAAUCUGUUCUGGGCAGUGGAGAAUUUCGUGCAGCCCUGGGUCAAGGCCCUCAACGACCAGGACCUGUGGGCGGCGAUGCAGCGAAGACUGAACCAUGCGGUAACCCGUUACAAGGGGCAGGUGCAGCACUGGGACAUUCUCAACGAGCCGCUGCACGGCAACUACUUCGCGGACCGCCUAGGCCCGCAGGUGCACGAGUGGAUGUACAAGGCUACUAACGCGAUCGACAAUAACGCGCAGCUGUUCAUUAACGACUAUAAUACGGUCGAGGAGUGCGACGGCGUGUCGCAUCCCGAGUAUUACCUCGCGAAGGUGUGGGCGAUGACGACACGUGGCACGCCGAUUACCGGGAUCGGCGUCGAGUCGCACUACAGCAAGGAGCCGCAGCCGGCCCGUCUGAGGCACGACCUGAACCAGCUCGCGGUGGCGGGAAUCCCGAUCUGGCUCACCGAAUUGGACUUCAACAAGGUCCCCGACGACGCGAUUCGCGCCGACUACUUCGAGUCGGUCAUGCGCGAGGCGUUCGCGCACCCCGCCGUGCGCGGGAUCGUGAACUGGUCCGCAGGGCGCGCCACGUGUGAUAAGUACAGGGACGUGGACCCCGGCAUGUGCGAGCCGUGCGAGGCAUGCUUCGCGGACUCCAACUACGUCGAUAACGAGCUCGGGAAGAGGUAUGUGCGCCUGCGCAAGGAGUGGAGCACGCAUCUCAGUGCCCAGGUCACUCCCGGCCAGCCCCUCGCCUUCAAGGGAUUCCACGGCACGUACCGCGCUCGCUUCCAGGUCAACGGGCAGACCGUCGAAAAAACUUUCCAUGUGCCCAAUGGGCAGGGAACAGCUCAGAUUACCAUCCAGCUGUAGAGCGGAUAUUAGCUGUGAUGUUAGGGAUAAUGCAUCCUUUAGUGAGCUAGGAAGCCAAGGCUAUCUACAGAUAGGCUAGAUUGAGAAUGUAGCAGCUAGCUACAUGGUAGGAGUUGUCUUAGCAUAUCUUGUGCUAUACUUUGACGCAAGCUUCUAAUUCACAAUUC
This is a messenger RNA of Closterium sp. NIES-67, 2250 nucleotides long. The record is from the annotation of a GenBank genome assembly. NCBI's taxonomy places the organism in Eukaryota, Viridiplantae, Streptophyta, Zygnematophyceae, Desmidiales, Closteriaceae.